Messenger RNA from Acomys russatus (golden spiny mouse), 849 nucleotides. RefSeq lists its product as uncharacterized. Lineage: Eukaryota; Metazoa; Chordata; Mammalia; Rodentia; Muridae. The transcript has a single exon. The record is from RefSeq and is a predicted model, not a curated record. Bases 1 to 849 code for a protein of 282 amino acids.
AUGUCUGGACGCCAGGUGAGUCGAUCCAACACUUACAGCCACUCAAGCCAUCCCAACAAUACUUCCUUCCCGCCGUCGCUGCCGCCUCGAACUCCAGGCCUGACCCAGCACCCCAAUAUGACCAACGGCAAGGGCACGCUCUCGCGUUGUUCAAGCACCUCCAGCGGCAACUCCGAGCAGUCCUACAACUCUUCCUCCCCAAAGCUUCCUGUGGGGAGAGUCUGCAUGGGCCGGCCCUACAACUCCAGGUGUGUAGAGACAAGUCACCUGGUGAAAGGCUCCAAAGUGGCCAAAAAGCCCACUUGUCAUCGUAGCAGCCCCCACUGCCUGCUCUGCACGGACCGUCCAUCACGACCCUCCAGCCCUACCUUUCUGGACCAACUCAUCAAAGGCAUCAGCUACCUGGACAGAUCCACCAACGUAUUCAGCAACAGCAGCUUCCCCAAGGCGCUGAGCUUGCCUCAGCUGGCGGCCACCUACCUGGAACGAGCUGCCAACUCACUCUAUCUGGACCAAACAGAACAUGCCCCAUCCCGCAGCUACUCUACUCCCAGCACUAACACAGCUCCCCCCAGUCACUCCCCAGCCAACAGCUCCUUGAUCCCUUCCACUAGGGACACCAAUGCCCUGCAGUUCCUGGGCGGCCCCACCAGCUUGAACUGCCAGCCACGGCCUCACAGCCAGGGCUUCUUUGCCGAUAUGCCUCAGAAGCCAGGGGUAAAACUGCCGGAGAUCCCUCUGUUUGGCAAUGGGUUCUUUUCCUUAGGUCGUCUGCCCAAGUUCUGGGAAGCAAUCCGCUCUGGAAUGCAUGCUCCUGAGCCCACCUCUAAGCCCUCGGGCUGGUGGUAA